AUGCGGCGCGGCCUGCUCAUCUUCCUCCUCAUCAACACGGUCAUCAUCCUCUUCCUCGUCCGCAGCGUCUUCACCUUACUCACCUUGCUCGUCGAGGAUGCCACCGACGACGCUAUCCAGAACGUCGAGCUCCCCGGGGUCAACUCCAGCCUCAUCGACCUGCGGCCCCAAUUGAUCCCCAAGAUCAUCCACCAGACCUACAAGAACGAGAGCAUACCCGAGAUAUGGGUUGGCCCGCGCAACGGCUGCAUAGAGAUGCACCCGGACUACGAAUACAUCCUCUGGACGGACAAGAAAUCAAGGGACUUCAUCGCCGAGCACUACCCAUGGUUCCUCACCACGUUCGACAACUACCCCUUUCCCAUCCAGCGGGCGGACUCGAUCCGCUACUUCAUUCUCGCACACUACGGUGGCACAUACAUUGACCUUGACGACCCUCCCCAUCUCCCGCUUUUACCCCCUAUCUACCUUUAUACGAAUGAGAAGAAGAGGAAGAAGAAGAAGAAGAAGAAGAAGAAGAAGGCGACGAAGACGAACAACAUCAAGAAGAAGAAUGCGAUUGGUGCUAAUGCAGUGCGAUAUAUGCAGGGUUGCAACCGACGCCUUGACCCGCUGCUCUCUUACCCUGCCUGGGUACGCCGGACAGCCCCUACAGGCAUCUCCAACGAUGCCAUGGGCUCUGUCCCCAACCACCCUUUCUUUCUGAGGGUUAUCAAGUCACUGCAGGCAUACGACCGCGCCUGGGUGCUCCCUUACAUCACCGUCAUGUACUCGACCGGCCCGCUCUUCCUCUCCGUCAUCUGGAAGGAAUACAAGAACACCGACCCGGACGGCGUCAACCGUGUGCGAGUGCUGCUGCAGGAUGCGUACAACCGCCACUCCUGGAGUUUCUUCACUCACCACCCGGGCAGCAGCUGGCACGGCGAGGACGCACAGCUCAUCUUCUGGACAUUGGUCAUGCAGAUGGGGAGCCAUUGGAUGCUCAUCACCUUCUCCGGUUUUCUCGCGGCAGGCAUCGUCGGCCUGGCGCUCUGGCGAAUCUACCGUCGCGUCCUGUCCCUGGGCUCGAAGCACGCCCGUUACACACCCCUCGCAUCAGGCACAUCGUCACCACGCCGCUCCCUCUCACCCUCGCGCCGCAAGAUGCGCAUCCUUCCGCUCUUCUUCCAACGGUCACAUGCCAAGAAGGAGGACGAAGAGAUCGGACCAGACUCGCCGUACGAAUUGGGGAAUCGAUAG
Messenger RNA from Trichophyton benhamiae CBS 112371, 1239 nucleotides. RefSeq names its product glycosyl transferase, putative. NCBI's taxonomy places the organism in Eukaryota, Fungi, Ascomycota, Eurotiomycetes, Onygenales, Arthrodermataceae. The coding region runs from base 1 to 1239 and encodes 412 amino acids. The record is from RefSeq and is a predicted model, not a curated record. Gene Ontology annotation, molecular function: mannosyltransferase activity. Gene Ontology annotation, biological process: mannosyl-inositol phosphorylceramide biosynthetic process. The transcript has 4 exons.